UCGUGUUCUAUAUCUGCCGCCAGGAGGCGGUGAUGAACGGAGGACUCAUACUGUAUUCAUACAAAGAUCGAAGAAGAAGAAGACGAACCGAGGCUGAUAUAAUCAGCCAAAAUGAUCGGAGAUCUUUUAAUUUUUGGCACUCUGCUCAUGAACGCCGGCGCUGUGCUCAACUUUAAACUAAAGAAGCGAGAAACGCAGUCUCAAGGGUUUGGCGAUGAAUCUGGAUCGUCCAGCACUGGUGACAACAUCAGAGAGUUUUUGCUGAGUCUGCGGUACUUUCGCAUAUUCAUUGCUCUUUGGAACAUUUUCAUCAUGUUUUGCAUGAUCUUGUUAUUUGGAUCAUAGAUUGCCGUUACGUUGAGGAUCACUACAGACACAAAAGAGAAUUAUUGCAGCAUUGGGUGGAUUUAUUGUAAUGGGUUUUUUUAGUGUGGGAUGUCUUGAAGUCUUAUACAUAAUAUUAUCCAAACGUCUUAAGACAUCUGUAUAUUUUGUACAAAAGUGUGAAUGAUUGAUAUUGCUUUUACUAUCUGUGAAUCAAAUGGGGACAGAACACAUGGGAACUACACUUUUGUUUGAAUA
Sinocyclocheilus rhinocerous is the source of this 582-nucleotide messenger RNA. RefSeq names its product small integral membrane protein 7 (gene smim7). The coding region runs from base 112 to 345 and encodes 77 amino acids. The record is from RefSeq and is a predicted model, not a curated record. The transcript is spliced from 6 exons. Lineage: Eukaryota; Metazoa; Chordata; Actinopteri; Cypriniformes; Cyprinidae.